AUAUAUAAAUGUAAAAGAAACAUGCACAAGAACCCACAUUUCUUAGUAGACAAAUAUAAGAUAAGAACCUCUUGAAGAGUGAUAGUGAAUUUCUCACUACUCAGCAAGCAUGGCCAACCACUUAUCGCAAUACGCCGUUCUCCUUCUCCUCAUUACAUCAAGUUCUCUUAUGAUCAUGGUGGCAAGUAGUGAAGUGUGCAACAAGGACGGUGGUGGUGUUGGGGAUGAUAAUUGCUCAUCAUUGCAACAGAAAAAAUGUCAAGGGCAGACACUUUUGCCAGGAGCAGAGUGUGUUGACCAAUGGUGUAACAUUAUGUGUGAUGUUAAGUACCCUCACCGGGGAGCUUCUGGAAAAUGCUCUGGCUUCUAUAGGCGUCCAACUGGCCCUGUCUGCAUUUGCACCUUCAACUGUUUGUGAUGAUGAAAUAGUGUGUUGAUCAAAAGCUUACAUGAAUUACAAACUAAUAUAUGAGUUUGAUCAUUUUUAAA
Messenger RNA from Arachis ipaensis, 489 nucleotides. NCBI's taxonomy places the organism in Eukaryota, Viridiplantae, Streptophyta, Magnoliopsida, Fabales, Fabaceae. The record is from RefSeq and is a predicted model, not a curated record.